Molecule: messenger RNA, 1104 nt
Organism: Raphanus sativus (radish)
Lineage: Eukaryota; Viridiplantae; Streptophyta; Magnoliopsida; Brassicales; Brassicaceae
Exons: 1
Coding region: 1-1104 (367 amino acids)
Source: RefSeq, a predicted model, not a curated record
AUGGCGAAGGUCAGCGGAAUCAGCGAAAAAGUCGCCAUCGAUGCUCUUAGGAAGGCACUCUGGUACAAGUCGAAGUUCAGAAAGUGGAUAACGCUCGAGAAACCUCGCACGAUCCAGGAUGCCCUCCACAAAGCCUCGGAUUACAUAAUGAUCGAAGAAGAGACGAAGGUCUUGUCGCAAAAACAUAAGCCGACAAGGAACUCUUCGAAAGACGUGGAUCCAAAAUCAAAGAAGAAAACUUCUCGUAACGACGAGUAUGUCCAUCACGAGGGGGAAGAACUCCAGGGCGCGCACAAUUACGCGAUCAAUCCAGAGCAGGCCAGGACUUCGGGAAAUACGUGGAACCGUAACCAGAGUUACGACAAAAACGUAUACUGUGAGUUCCAUCUGACCGAAGGUCACUCCACGGCUAACUGCAAACUCGUAGGGGCGAGGCUGGCCGCGAAGCUUCUUGCUGGAGAACUCUCUGGAGUAACCAGCGUCAAGGAUCUAAUCCUCGACUCCGACCGUCCGCCAAAAACCAACAAGGAUCCUCCCGCGGAGAACUCGUCACCGAAAAAUCAAGCGGGGGAUAAGCGCGAGAGAAGACCAGAUGAUAAGGGAAACGAUAAUUCCCGAAGGAGGGUCAACAUGAUCAUGGGAGGAUCCCAGUACUGCAGGGACUCGGUUUCGGCCAUCAAAGCCUACCAACGGAAAGCCAAGUCGACUGCAAAGUACCCUCCGCGGUCACCUCCUCAAGACGAACGGAACACCUCGAUAACGUUCACCGAAGAAGAGGCGUACGGAAUCAACCAACCUCACUGCGACCCCUUGGUCAUUGAUCUCGUAAUAAGAGAUCUCGAAGUCGCAAGGAUACUUGUCGAUAUCGGAAGCACGGUAAACCUAAUCUUCCGCGAUACCCUGAGAAGGAUGGGCGUCGAGCUGGGAGAAGUUACCCCGGUACCGAAACCGCUCACGGGUUUCUCCGGACAAACGUCCAUGACCCUGGGAUCGAUUCAGCUACCCGUGAUGGCAAAAAACGUUACCAGGAUAGUUGACUUCGCGGUAGUAGAUAGCCCGGCUAUUUACAACGCAAUCAUGGGAACUCCAUGGCUAACGCUAUGA